Molecule: messenger RNA, 672 nt
Organism: Priceomyces carsonii
Lineage: Eukaryota; Fungi; Ascomycota; Pichiomycetes; Serinales; Debaryomycetaceae
Product: NEDD8 ligase
Exons: 1
Coding region: 1-672 (223 amino acids)
Biological process (GO): protein neddylation
Cellular component (GO): ubiquitin ligase complex
Molecular function (GO): cullin family protein binding; ubiquitin-like protein binding; ubiquitin conjugating enzyme binding
Source: RefSeq, a predicted model, not a curated record
AUGGUUUCUUCACAAAAUAAAAAAAAGCCCAAUACUUCUGUGGCCAUCUUAUCACAAAUAUUUGACAGAUAUAAGGAUCCUCAAGAUGAAUCUGUAAUUAGCAUUGAUGGAACUAUGGCAUAUUUAGAUGAUUUGGGCAUUGACCCCGAUGACAUCUUGAGCUUGACAUUGGCAUACUUCUUGGAAAGUACUUCAAUGGGUAUUUUCUCUAGAGAAAAAUUCGUUAACAAUUGGAAUGACGUAAAUGUGUCGACGAUAAAAGGAAUGAAAGAUUUUAUAGAGCAGUAUAAUGAGAAUCAAAUCUUGAGUAAUGAAGAUAAUUUCAGAUAUUUUUAUGAUUUUGCAUUUGAUUAUGUUAAAGAAAAUAAGCAUCAAAAAGUAAUUGGGUAUGACUUGGCUGUUGAUUACUGGAAGUUAUUGCUUUCGAAGUCUAGAGCUUGGAAACCUUCUGAAGAGACUAAUAGAAGACUAGAUCAGUGGUAUGAUUUUAUCAUAAAUACAUACAAACGUAAUAUAUCGAAAGAUUCUUGGGAAAUGUUUUAUUUGUUCGUUAAAGAUAUUAUUUCUACAGAUCCAGUGCACUUUAAGGAUUAUGAUGAGAUGUCAGCUUGGCCCAGCAUAAUAGAUGAUUAUGUUGAAUACUUGCACGAAAGCAAAAAGCUCGAAGGAUAG